Prorocentrum cordatum is the source of this 1253-nucleotide messenger RNA. The record is from the annotation of a GenBank genome assembly. Lineage: Eukaryota; Dinophyceae; Prorocentrales; Prorocentraceae.
GCCCAGCUGGAAGAGUCGCGCAGGCAGGCCGCACUCCAGGCGAAGACGCUCGGGGACGAGGAGACCCGCGAGGCGUCCAGCGCCGCCGCGCUGCUCCGCAGCCGCCCGCGGCCCCGGCAGGGAGGGCGGAGCAGCGCACGCAGGGGAACGACGAGCUCCAGAAGCUCCUGGCGCGUCGCCGCGCCGCCUCGGCUGGCCCGGGCGAUCCGAGGGAGCCGCCCGCGGCCGACGGCGGCGUCGUGGCGGCGCCGGGGAGCCCCAAGGCUGCGGAGGCCGGCGGUGGGUCGCCGGCGCUCUCGGCCGUGGCCUCGCCCGCCCGCGCCCAGCCGAGCAGCCCUCCGUUGAGGCAGGCGUCGCCUCCCGUGGCGCAGGUGGUGCAGCUGCCGACCCCGGGCGGUGCCGCGAAGAACGAGCUCCAGGAGACAGCGGCCGCGUCGCGUUAUGUUCUGUCCCGGCGUGGCCCCUGCGGCAGUUCGGCGGGCAGGGGGCACUCCCAUCUCAUUACUGGGGACUCUUCUGUGCAACAGCUGAUCGACGCUCAGAACAACACGAUUGCUUUGUUGAUCCAGGAGCUGGAGCAGCUGAGGACGGUGGCCCUUCCUAAUAUCUCUUUUUCGGUGCUGCAGGCCUACGUGGAUGACAAAACUGCUGCAGUGUCGGCGCAGGUCACCCAGCUGCAAGCUGAACUCGCCAGAGCGGUCGAGGCUUCGCUCAGCCGUCGGCUGCCGCCUAAGCUCGAGGAAAUGAAGUCACACAUUCUGGACGCUGCCAGCCUAUCUUUGCAGUCUCCUUUGGACACUCUGAAGCAGGAGCUGUGCGACAGUUUCACGACUCAUCAGCGAUCUCUGGGCGACCAAUGUCUGUCUGCUGUGAGUGCCGCUUCUGCGAAGAUUCUAGACACACUGGAGAGGAAGGUCCAGGCUCUUGAGACCAAAUUUGGGAAUGUGGCGCCUCAAGUUCCCUGGAGUGACCGGGUCAAGGGCGAUGGCCCCGUGUCCCUUCCCGAGUGCCAGGGCGACCAUUUCCAGGUGGGUGACUUGGUGCGCCCGCACAGCCUCGCUACGUCGGCUCUGAAUGGGCUGGUGGGCUGCGUCCGUGGCUUCGUCGGAGAGAGGGUUCAGGUGGAGUUCUUAGGUAUCGACGGCUGCAAGCUGAUUAAACCAGCCUUCCUGGACAUGCGAGAACCCAUGCGGCCAGGGAGGCUCGACAUCUUCUUUGUCGUCUUCGACGGCUUCCUCUUCUACGACUUCUGA